Molecule: messenger RNA, 1452 nt
Organism: Symbiodinium natans
Lineage: Eukaryota; Dinophyceae; Suessiales; Symbiodiniaceae
Source: the annotation of a GenBank genome assembly
AUGGCCGUACAUCAAAGCGAUGCUGUCAUCUACUCGGGCAACUUGCAUCGCUUAGAACACCAGCUGGAGGUUCUAAGACGUGGAGCUCCAUCGGGCGGCGUGCAAGACAUACAUCGAAAACAUCUCCUUGCGCUGAUUGCAAGAAGGGAUCCUUGUUUCUGGACACUGGUGCCUCGAAGCUACAUUCUGACAAGAGAUGCGGCAGCCGCGGCUUCAGAAUGGGAAAUGUUCAGGUGGGACUUUGAGCUGUCUCACUACCUCGGGCUUUUGCGAAACUUGAAAGACCGAGCCGCAAAGCACCCAAAGUCAUGUGAAGAUGGCACGGUGGAAAGUGUGCUGGAGCGCUGCAACACCCUAUUGAGCUUAAAGGCAAGUGGUGCUCCUCAGAAAUGGGAAAACUCUUCUCUGACCGCCUUGCAGAAGGCAGCCAUGCUGCUGACUGAAAUUGAGCAUGAGCUGCCGCAGUUGCAGCUGGAGUUGCUUCAGAAAAAUUGGUGGCUUGCAAAGCCUGUUGAUGGUGCAAUGGGGAAAGGCAUUGUGCUUUUUGGUGGGAUGCCGAGUGCAGAGGACCUAAACAUCUCGGCUCUGCCUUUUACCGGACGCAUGAGUGAGGGAUACGUGCUGCAGAAGUAUCUUGAGAAGCCCCAUCUGAUCAACAUUUCGAGUUUGGUUGAUCUUGACAACAAGCUGCAUGGACGCACAAGGGAAGUCUGCGGGCAUGCUUUCUACAAAUACAACCUGCGUGUACUCGUCCUUGUGCGCUGGGUCGAGGACCCAUCUGUCUGGGUAUAUGACAAAGGUUACAUUGAUCUGUGCCCGAUCCCCUUUGCAGAAGCUUUUGGUGAUGAGGCAGAGGGGGCGCACAUUUCAAAUCUUGCAUUCCGUGGACACACUGCUGAAGACAUCCGAAAGCGUAUAUGGUCAACCGACACGUUCCGAGAGUACCUUCAACAGACGUCUGGCCGCGAUGUUUGGGCGGAGGACAUUGUGCCUCAAGUCCGUGAUGCAAUCUCAAGGAUAAUCGGCUGCAUUGGGCCAUUGAAAUCAGGCUUGACAGAAGGUGCGAGACAGGAGGCAUCCGCAUCUAAACCAGGACGUCAACCGUGGCGGCGCUUCGGUUUCGAUUUUGCAUUGGAUCACGAUUUCCACGUGUGGCUCGUGGAGGCUAACCACCGUCCGGGGAUGAAAGCACCAAGAGGACCAUCUGGGGAAGACAAGCGUCGAUUCUUAGAGUUCUUCUAUGCGGAUGAGAAUGAGCUUUGUGGUGACAGGUUGCAAGAGACUCGUGAUGGGCAGAUUUUGCACGUCGCAAACUUUCACCGAGUGCUUGUUCAACCUGUUCAGCAAAAAGCGAAAUUGACGGUCUGCUGUGGGUUUGUUGUUCUUGCAGUCUUUGAUAUGGGAAUCGCCGACAUGACAGUCGCUUCAGGAAAGAGGAUGUGGCUGCCGUGA